This is a messenger RNA of Dermacentor silvarum, 1385 nucleotides long. RefSeq lists its product as uncharacterized. The record is from RefSeq and is a predicted model, not a curated record. NCBI's taxonomy places the organism in Eukaryota, Metazoa, Arthropoda, Arachnida, Ixodida, Ixodidae. Bases 224 to 655 code for a protein of 143 amino acids. The transcript has 5 exons.
GCCGAGUGGACGGGUAACGCGAGUCGUUUGGCAACCUUCGUAUUUAAAGUUGACCCCGGGCUAACAAUGCGACAGCAGCCAAGGAAGAAACGCCGAACGAGCGGCUCGGCAGUCCGGAAGCCAAGAGGCGAGUCGAUCGAAGUGAAACGUUCGGUGGCAACCAGGCCGCUCUUGUCGCCGAGUGUACACACCGGCACACUUCUGACCCUUCUAGGUGGCGAAGAUGGCGCUGUUGCUCCGGGCGGCCUGCGCAAGCCUCUCACUUUUCUUCUGCUCCACGGCCCCCUUGACACUGUCUCCUUCGAAAUAUGCAGGGAGCAUGAAUGCGCGAACGCUUUACAAUGGCAGCGUUCACCGCGAGAAGAGGCAGCUCUCGGAAAUCGUGUACGCCCUGACUUCGGGAGCCAGGCUCAUCAUUGGAGCUGGCGUGGGACUGUUGCAGUCCGUUGGCAGAAUAGGAAAAGAAGUGGUCGGCGAAUCGGACGGUGGACUUUUAGGCCUGCUGAGUUCGCUCUUCACUGGCGUUAACGUCAGCUUAGACCUGGUAAGGAACGUUUUACUGGCUGUGCUCGGAACGAAGGACAUCUUACUGGGCACGCCUUCAAAGGACGAGCUGACCGCGGCGGCAGAUACUUUUGUCGACAAGAACUCGUAGAAGGCGUGGUGCUGCUGAUGGAAUGCUGGAUGACACGUUCGUGGAAGACGUUUGCGUCUGCCAGCCCAGAUCAUGCUCUUCGUGCAUUGUGCUCUAUUCGCCACCCUCCGGAGCCUAUACGAAACACCGACCAGAGCUUUUGGCUUAUAAGGAGGAUUUUCGAGCCCUUCAAGACGCAGGAAAGUUAAAAGGCUUCCUUGUAGGCGCGUAGCCAAAAUAAAAGCAAUGCUUUCUUUUACAGCGAAGCUGUCUAUGGCUAGGGAUUUAUGCAUUUUUCAUGUUCAUUAACAGAUCUGCAUGUGCAAAAACUCAGCUCCCCAAUAUGAUGCAAUAUUGCUUCAUUCUAUGCAAAAGCUUAUACACCUCAUCACUUGGAUAUGCAUUUUCAGUAGAUUAGUUAUCAAUAGGCACCAUUUUCAAAAACAGUAGACUUUCAGGUAGAUAAUAAGAGUUUAUCAAAGAUUUGCCGCUGUGCGACCCGCGUCGGUCAAGUGAACGCUUGCACCACCCUCCCUUUGUCGUCGUUCCAAGCGCUUGCGUGCCUAGUUUCCUUCCGCUCUCCCGGCGUGGCGGUCCCGUCGCGCGUCUCUAGUUUUCUCCGGCUCCCCGAGGUGGCGGUAGUCUUCCACACGAAUGUAUGCCGCCGAUCAAGACCGCCGAUCAAAAUAAAAGUGUGUAUGCGUGUGUCUUUCUUCGGGAUGAUCACCGUCGCUGCUCAAGAUAAAUAAAU